ACUCUGGUUUUCCUUUUAAUUAUAUAUUACGCAGAGUCAUGGAAGACAAGAAGAGAAAGGGAAAAGACGAGGAGAAGGAAGAAAAAGAAGAGAUGAUGAAGAUGGAGGAGUUUUACGCGCUUCUGCGGAGGUUCCGAGACGCGCGUGAUCGGAGACGAAAAGAGUUGCAGGAAUUAGAGAAGAGUGAGAAGAAGAGGAAAGUGCCGACAGAACAACAGAGCGGUUGGGUGCCAUCAUUCGAGUGGGAAGAUUUCACAAACGAGGUUGAAUUCAGAGGACAACCUUUGCGUUUGACAACUCCAUCGACUGCAUCUCCUUCGCCUCGUCUCACUCUCAAAAAACGUAAGAACGACCAACAUCACCUGCACGAUAACUCUCUCGAUCUUAACCUCGCUCUCUAAUAUUACCUCAUCCUUUUUCUUCCAUCAUUUAUUGGCCCUUAACUUCUCCAUGUAUGAAUCUCAAGAUUCUCAAGAUUAUAACCAAGUAUAUAAUAUCCUUUAAAAUGA
Messenger RNA from Vigna umbellata (rice bean), 509 nucleotides. RefSeq names its product systemic acquired resistance (SAR) regulator protein NIMIN-1-like protein. Gene Ontology annotation, biological process: regulation of systemic acquired resistance. The record is from RefSeq and is a predicted model, not a curated record. Lineage: Eukaryota; Viridiplantae; Streptophyta; Magnoliopsida; Fabales; Fabaceae.